Messenger RNA from Porites lobata, 4817 nucleotides. The record is from the annotation of a GenBank genome assembly. Lineage: Eukaryota; Metazoa; Cnidaria; Anthozoa; Scleractinia; Poritidae.
AUGCCGGACAGAUCAAGGGAAAGAACGAACGAAAGAGGCGACAGAAAAAGAAUCAGCUCGGCAGUCGUGGUAUCUAAAUCCUUCCAAAAAGCCCAGGAGAAACGGUAAGGCUUAGUUUUAGUCACCUGCCUGAAUUGAAAACAAACUGCUGGAUUGAUAAUGGGGAAAGAACCUUACAUAAACAGCUGCUGAAAACCUAAAUUUCUCUUAGCUACAUUUUUUUGUUGAUUAAGGUUGGUAGCGUCAUUGAUAUCUUGAUACUGAUACACGCAUUAGUUUUCUUGAAUGUGAACAGAGUAUAUCCCGAUAAUGAAGUUGGGUCAAACGGCAGUGAACUUGAUCGGGGAUAACGCCAUGGAUCGGAUUAUAAUGAACUCGUCGAUCAAUCUUGAUGAAUGCACCGUCUGGAAAAUCCAAACUGUCUACAUCUGUUAGUCCUCUUGUAAAUUGUGGUUCAUGUGAAUUUCAGAUGGCAAAUUAAAGCCAACUAAAGUGGAGUCACGAGAAAGCUUUUGAUCCAAUCCUCAAUUCAAGUUAUCUUUGUGAUACUUUGCAAUAUUUUAUUAGCGGAUAAUAAAGGCGGUGCACCCAUGUUCAUCUCCUGUUGAAUUACGGUUUUAUCAAAUAAGUUGAUAAAGUAAAUUUAGCACUGUAAAGAGAUUCUGAAUCUUAACUCAGAUGAUGAAAUAAAAAUUUCUGUGUUUCACUGUUUCUGGUUGCAGCAAUUGAGUUUCUUUUGAAGCUGACUGCUUCUUAUCUUCUUUAGUGACUGUAAUUGUAAUUAUUAAGCCCGGUUUGUCGUAUGCCACUAUCCUACCUGCAACAUGGCCACCAGAACGUACCUCCUUGGAUACUAAUGAGAAUGGAAGUUGCCAGCUAGAGAGGCCAUCCCAGUCUUUACUGUUGCCAUGCCUGCAAAUUUCACUUGAAUUUGACAUUGCAGGCGUGGUGGCAGAAAGUAGCUGUAAUCUUUCUUGUUGCCGGUGGUUUAUCUUGCCUUAUGAUGGAACAGUAUCCUAGAUAGUACAAACAGUUAUGGUGCAGGUAGAUUGGCGGUAUAUCAGAACCAGGCUUUACAAUCACAGCGUCCUUGUGUGACCAUCUCUUGUCAGCAACAGUCAAUGGUGGCAAUUGCAAGAAAGUGAUUAUCAAAACUUUUUUUGUUAGAUAGUUGCUUAUAUUUGACAGUUUUGCUUUACAAAAAUUAGUUUGGUCUAUAGUCAGUUGCUGAAAAUAAAUUAUUAUUUUGUCAUAUGAUUUAAAACAAAUCCAGACAUUCUCCGGAGCCGAGAAGAGAACGGCGCUAUAGACAAAGAUCUCCUGAUGGAAGCCGUGAAACUGAUAGAGGUGCACGUAGAAUGCACAUGGAUCGUGAGGAAAACAGAGAAGGAAGGAGGCAAAGAAUAAGUGAACGACUUGGUCCUCGCACCAGAAAAGGUGAUGAGCCUGAAGACAAUGAUGACAAGGAUGAUCGUGGGUCGAGAUGGAAGCAAAGGAACGAGCGAUUUUGUAAGUAGGCCUGUGGUACGAUUUUGAGGGAAUGCUAGCAGUAAACAGUAUGUAAUUCGGAAGAAGAAGAAUUCUAAGACCAGAAAGCUCAGAAACAAUUCCAACCUCUGGGCAAAAAUCAGACAUAAAUGUUUUGGGUGGUAAUGUAUAUAAAUAAUUUUUACAAAUAAUAACCAAAUACUGAAAAUGAUAUUAUUUUAUUUUUAUGGUGUUAAUGUUGCUCAAAAAUAAAAAUAAGUUGGUGUGACAUUUUCACGAAAUAAUAUUAACAAAUAAAGCCUUUCAAACCUGUAGCAUUUAAAUUUCUUUUCAUUUUGCAGCAAGAAGAGGAAGAAGCCCACCUUCAUUUGCCAACCAACAAAGACGCACUGUUUUUGACAGACUGGAUAAUGGACCUCCCAGAGGAAGAGGCUUUGAUCAGAGGAUGAUUGAAGUUGAAGUCAAUCCACAGGAUGUCCCUCGGGGAAAACGUUACUUCAUGGUAUGUUACUGUUUCUAAAGAAACCAACACAUGUUGUAGUGUUUGGAAAUCUAAUGCGAAUUAUUAUUAUUUUCUUUUUUGACAGCAUGAUGACAGGGAGAUGCCCCGUCGUCAAAAGUUGGACAGAUCAAGAGCACGCUCAAGAAGUCCAUUGUGGGUGCAUGACAGAUUUGAUGACUUAGAAGGAGAGGAGGAACAGGUAACAGAUCAUGCUAAAUAAACACAUGCAUGAAACUACAUUUUAGGCCGGGGGGGUACUUGAGGAAUUUUUGGGUGGGGAUGUGCCGCUGGGACCCUGAAACCCUUAACCUAUACCAGAGCUAGUUCAGCUGAAUUUUGCUACCCUAUACUAGAGUAAACUCCCCAAAUCUCCCCUAUCCUAGAGUAGCUGUUUCCCUAGUGUAGAUAAAAUCUUCAACCCACUGAUCAGUUUCCUGAAAAAUGAUACCCUAUUCUAGACCCAAACGCUUUGAUUUAUAUACCCUAUGCUAGAGUAAACUGCUUGAAAACCAUACCCUUCACAGCGGCACAUACCUAUAUAGCCCAUAUAUGACAGUCCCCGGGAUUUUAGGAAGCAUAUCUGACUGUUAACAACUACCCCCAAUGAUCAAUAAAGAAAGAUCAUGAGAUUUAUUGUUGUUCACAAAUAAAGAUGGCAAUAGUUUUAUUGAAUAUUAUCUUAUUGACCAUACAGUAUGUUCUGGACAUUGCUGAUCCUAGUGCUCAGUGUGAAGAACACUACCACAUAUUAACUUUGUAAAAUGGUACUAUCCUUCAUGAGUCUCUCAUUGACUCAGUGGAUAGGGAAUUGGCACGCAUGGUGUUUGCGAUGUUUUACAUGUAGAUUCAAGUUCUUUGGGGGACCUGAGAUGUAACUUCCUUUCCCUAAUACUUGGAAAAUGUUAUUAUUUCGUCUAACCAGGAUGCAAUGAAAGUCAGUUUUACAGCUUGUACUAGCCCGAAAGUCAUUUCAACUAUCCUGAAAAAAAGAAUUGAUGAGCAGGAUUGUUUGCAGUUCUUCUGUAAUUUGAAUUUCCCCCUAAAAUCACUUGCUGAUCGGGCAAGUUAAGAACAGAAUUCACUAGCCCGAUAGCAAAAUCCACUUGCCCCAGGCUACUGGACACCACCUUCUUUGAAUGCUGCUAACUUAAUUUACCCCUUUUGUCAAGCCUCUGAAUUUUCUGAUGCACCAGUUUCUGUGUCUCAAGGUUUUUCCUUUUCUUUUUUUGUCUGAAUCAUGUUACAUCAAAAUAUAUCAAGUAACAGCGGAACCAAGAUCUGGAACACGCUUCCUCUGGCCCUGAGGAGCGAGCAUGAUAUAAAUAUGUUUGGGUUUGGCCUAAAAAGGCACUUUAGAUCUAAGCCAAAUUGAGCCUCCAAUGCUUUCGCUAUACUUGGUUGUUCCAAUUUUUUUUAUCUGUUAUUGUUUUUUGUGUUGUUUUUUCUUUUCAUCAGGGCCCCAUUCAAACCAGCCUUGCUGAACUGGGCACCUCUGAAUAAAUAUUGUUCAAAAUUAAAAUACCUAAAUAAAUUAAAAUGACAUUUUUAUUAUGAUGAUGAUGACAACAAUGAUGAUGUAUUUUAUUCAUUAUAAAAUAAUUAUGUUAAUUUUCCUUGAUAAUUUUUAUAUUUUGUAGGAAGAAAAAGGUGAGCCUGAAGGUGAUGACAAGGAAACAAAAACACAAGAUGAAGAAAUCAGUCAAGACCAACAAAGGGAAAGAGUCAGACAAAAUCACUGGAGAAACUAGUCUUUUUCUGAAAACUUUAUCAGUUCAAUCUUGCAAAGGGUGUCAAUUUGUUAACUGGCAGCCUGGUGAAUGGUUUAUUGGUGAAGAUUGCUGUUAAGUCAAAAGCCUGGUCUGACCUGCCCAGUGUCCUUAAACAUGGUGCUGUCAGCUGGCUAUUCAAAAUGGAAGAGAAGCUAAUUUUACUUUGAACACUUUUGUUAGCAAGAAAGUGGCACUUUCAAACAUUGUACUUGAAGAUUGUCAGGCACAAUGAAAGUUGUGCUGAAGAAGAAAAAACACCUUGAUGUUGAAGAGCACUGCUAAAUACAGCUUGUUUUACCACCAUCAUUAAUUAAAAGUAGAUAUUUGGCUUUAUAUACAGAAUACCAAGUGUUCAAUACUAUUACUUCUGCCAUCAGCUUUACACAAUAGGUUAGCUUAGUGACUACACUGUAGGUUAGAUUGGUGCAUCAUCUUAUAUACAGUGGUGUUUUAUAUUGUAUUAUAUGGUUGUUCUGAAUCGUGUAGAGGUAUCAUUCAAUGUGCAAUUUGUACAUUGGUUUCUUUAGUAGGGUUUGCUGCAACAGUAAUAAACUUAUCUUUAUCAGUAAAGCAAUCGUUUAGUUUGAUUCAUAUGAUCUUCAGCCCUGACUGGUGAGGUAUGACUUGUUAAUGAGAAAAUAAUAAUAAUACAAAUCUUUACAGCAUAUUUCAAUAACAUGCAACCUCUAAAGUCAACAAUUUCAUUUUAACGGUUAUGUUUAUGCUUCCUUUAAUCAUCUUGACAGAUCUUUCAUUAAACACGAGGUUUUCUUCAGCAGGUACAAAAGUUCAUGUAACUAUGUGGGCUAUAAUUAUACAUGGAACCCUAUUAUGAUUGACAGUAUAGCAAAAAUUGUAACUGUUGAUUUAAUCUUUGACUUUACAUGAUCACAUGUUAUUGAAAAGUGCAGUAAACUGGAUCGUCUGGAGCUUGGUGUAUGUCCUGUUGUAAAGUUUUGGAAGCUUAUUGUUUUUUUAGAUUACUAUUAAACCCAGUGCUGUAAAGCCCCCAAAAAAGGUAUUUUGAAACUGAAAAGUGUGUAUUCCUGUGUUUGCAA